AAGAAGAAGGAAAAAAAAGUAUUAAGCAUUCUCUUUCUCUCUCACAAUCACACGAAUCUUGUGUUCUUUCUUCUCCGUCUCUUUCGAUACUUUGCUUCAAUCUUCUGACUUUCCUGUUCUAUUAUACCUUAAUCGGGUGUUGCUAAAACAUACACACACUAUCAGUGUUUUUCGUGCCCUGUCUUCUCCAAGUUUCCGAUUGUCUGGUUGGUUGAUACAUAUUUUACUACUUUGGUUUAUGAUUAUCUUUGUUACCGUUACUUUCAUCUCUUAACUCAAUUCAAUUAUAUAAGUUAGGGUUCUUACUCUCUUCUCUCUCCGCAAACAAUUUGGCCUGCUUAUAUAUAUAAAAAGGGGUUUGUGUGAGAAAACAGAACAAUGUAUCCUUGUGGUUACGUUGCUCAAGUCACCAACUUGUCUCCUCAAGCCACUGAGAGAGAUGUUCAUAGGUUCUUCUCUCACUGUGGUAUCGUCGAGCUCGUUGAAAUCACCGGGUAUGAAGGGGAUGCAUUAACGGCUUAUGUAACCUUCAGAGAUGCGUAUGCUCUAGAUAUGGCCGUGUUGCUUAGCGGAGCUACCAUCGUUGAUCAAACCGUUUGGAUAUCGGUGUACGGUGUCUAUUUACAUGAAUCUAACAAUCUCAGACAAGAAGAAGAUUAUACUGUAACGGCGACUCGUUCAGACGCGUUCGCUUCAUCCCCUGGAGAGGCAGUAACCGUGGCUCAACAAGUUGUAAAGACGAUGUUAGCUAAAGGCUACGUUUUAAGCAAAGACGCAAUCGGUAAAGCCAAAGCUUUGGAUGAGUCUCAGAGAUUCUCAAGCUUGGUAGCGACUAAAUUGGCAGAGAUCAGCCAUUACAUUGGCCUCACACAGAACAUUCAGUCGAGUAUGGAAGUCGUGAGAUCAGCGGACGAGAAGUAUCAUUUCUCGGAUUUCACAAAAUCCGCGGUUCUUGUCACGGGAACGGCUGCUGUGGCCGCAGCCACCAUUACAGGGAAAGUGGCUGCAGCUGCAGCUACUAGUGUGGUCAACAGUCGAUACUUUGCUAAUGGGGCUUUAUGGUUCUCAGAUGCUUUGGGCCGGGCUGCAAAAGCAGCGGCCCAUAUGGCUGGAGGAGGAAGCGAUUAAUAAUAAUGUAAAUCGUAUUUGGGCUUCGUUGGAGAACAUAAAUAAAUGUCUACAUGUGAGGUUUUAAGGCAUAAAGGUGUUGGGGAAAGAAAAGAAAAAACAUCAUGAAGAUAUGAUUGAUUAGUAACGUUACAUGUUAUUCCCUGUAUGUUGAGAAGAUAGACAGAAAUUAUAAAAUACUUUAUUACAUGAA
Molecule: messenger RNA, 1321 nt
Organism: Arabidopsis lyrata subsp. lyrata
Lineage: Eukaryota; Viridiplantae; Streptophyta; Magnoliopsida; Brassicales; Brassicaceae
Product: binding partner of ACD11 1
Exons: 5
Coding region: 379-1128 (249 amino acids)
Molecular function (GO): RNA binding
Source: RefSeq, a predicted model, not a curated record